Molecule: messenger RNA, 513 nt
Organism: Clonostachys rhizophaga
Lineage: Eukaryota; Fungi; Ascomycota; Sordariomycetes; Hypocreales; Bionectriaceae
Source: the annotation of a GenBank genome assembly
AUGUCGUCGACCUUCUUCACAAUCCUCAUCCUCCUGUGCGCCCUGCUCUGGACGCUUCUCAUCACCAGUCUCAUCGGAAAUGUCAUGGCCAACAACAUCAACGCUUCGAGCUCAGCAACCAUGGCGAUUAACUUUACCAUGUUUGUCGCCGCAUGGGCCUGGGUCACCGCCUUGUUUGGACUGGCAGCAGCGCUCAUAUCCAGCCUCGCCAUCCCAAUUCUUCUUCUAGCUCUCAAUGGCCUGGCCGUCCUCUUCACACUCGUGGACGCCAUCGUACUCUCCGCCAAGCUGGGCGCGCCCAACUGCGGCCACAUCCGUAACGAGCCUCGGAACUGGAUCGCAUAUGGAUCCAACAAUAACACAAAGCGGUGCCGCGAAAUUCAGGCUAGCACGGUCUUCAUGUGGUUUCUCUUUGCUACAUUUUGCGUAGCGACUCUCUUCUCGGUCAAGCUCUUGCGUAGCAAGUCCAGAGGCAGCACCACGCAGCCCAGCAUGUCCCAGACACGAGUUUAA